ACGCCCUGCGCUGCCUGUGCGGAGCCUCGGCCGGGGCGCCUGUCCAGGCUAUGGAGUGUGAGGCACAAUCAAGGCCUCUUCUGCCUUUCCAGCUCCCUGGCAGCCCCAAACGGGCAGCUACACGAGAGAUGCAGGUUCAGACGUCGGAGACUUCCAUGUGGGCUGCAGUGGCUGCGAUCCAGGCUGUAGACAAGACGGUGGAUGCCCACACCGUGCGCUUGUUACGUCUGGAGGGCAGGAUGGGCUCAGCGGAGAAAAAGCUGACAGGAUGUCAGAAGGCCACGGUGGAAAUGGAGAACCAGCUGGAGGGCAAGUGGGCUGCCUUGGGAACCUUGAUGGAGGAAUAUGAGCAGCUGCAGAGGAGGCUGGAGAACAUGGAGAAUCUGCUCAGGAACCGGAACUUCUGGAUCCUGAGGCUGCCCCCGGGCUCCAAGGGAGAAACCCCCAAGGUGCCGAUAACCUUUGACGAUGUCUCGGUCCACUUCAACGAGCAGGAAUGGGGUGACCUGGAUGAGCUGCAGAAGGAUCUCUACAGGGCUGUCAUGAAAAGCAACUAUGAGACUUUGGUCUCUCUGGACUACGCUGUUGCCAAGCCCGAAAUUCUGUCCCGGAUAGAGCAAGGGCAGGAGCUGUGUGAGAGAGGUCCUGGAAUCGCAGUUGGGAGCAGUGUCCCUCUGGACCUUGGCACAGACUCCCCAGUUGCUCCGGUGGACGUUUCCUUGUGGCUUAAGCAAGAGGUCGAGGCACAACCAGGUGGGAACAAUGGGCCCCUCGAGGAGGCGAGAGAGUUCAGUGAUGGCUCACAUAUGGGCUCCCCAAUUGCUGCAACGGGUGCUUCCUCGUGGAUUAAAGAAGAGGUGGAGGAGGUGCGCUUUGAUCCCGGGGACUGCAGCGAAGGCGGUGCCUGCCCCAGUGCUGCCCUGGGGAGGCAGGUGAGAGAAUCUGGUGACAUCUCUCCUUCCUGGACAGAUUAUCAAGCUGUCCCAGAUGAAGACGGACCUAUGGCUGGACCACAGGAAAGCCCAUACGCUCAGGAGCCACUGUUCCUUGGUGAAGGCCCCAGCACUGGUAAGCAGCAGACAGGACUGCCUGGAAUUGGUGCAGCCCCCUUUCUGACUUGGGUGGAUGCUGCUGCUGGCAUGGAACACAGGCUGCGCGAACAACACCGAGGACGUUUUUACGAAAUGAUGGAGGAGAUCCUGGCUACGAAACGUGAGGACAACAACAGUUACAUUAACCGUGACCGAUACAGGACUUUGAUCGAAGAAGUCAAAGAGGCAAAAAGGCUUCGCAGCAAAAAAGGCAAGCAUUAUCGCCGCCUGCGGCGCUUCAACGUCCUGAACAUCGGUGCAGAAGAGAAGCUGGUAGUCCCCAUCUCUCCUGGACACACCGAAGUGGUGUUCUUUGUUCAGUACGAGGAUUUAUUUGAUAUUCUGCAUGAGGCGCAUAUUACAAUUGGCCACGGGGGCCGGACCAGGAUGCUGAAGGAACUUAGUCUGGCUGAGAAUUUGCAGUCAAAUGAAAAUUCGUGUUUGGUGUGGUUUAAUGGAAAGCCAAGGAACAGUCUAAGCCAAAAUUCUGUCGAACAUAAACACUGAAAUUAUGCUCAGCAUGUGGAGAAAAGAGAUCUUCUGAAAGGACAGAGUCUGAAACUGUUUUAAUUCAGGCAUGGAAAGUUCAGCUUAUCAUGCUGGUGUUUAAAGGUUAACCUCUAGAAGCAGCUGCCUUUGCUUGCCAGAAAUGGUCUGGCGUCAUUAAAGAGGCCUUCAGGUAUCUUCUCUAGUCCUUAAGCUUCGUCAAAACAAUAAGAGAAAUCCAUGCUUGUUUUACAUAACCAGCUCUCAUUAACAGAACCUGGCUGCAGAGCACUCCGCAAAUCAAGAAUGAGUUUUUUGAGAAAGCAAUCAUUCCAAAGCUGCUCAGCCUCUUCAGAAGAUGAACGUAUCUUCAUUACUGACUCUUUUUGCAGGGUUUUGUUGUUGUUGUUUUUAAAGUACUGGCCUGAGGCCAUGCAUGAUACACGUCCUUGUCCCCUGCACUCUUGCUUCAGUGGCCACUUUUGAAAACAGAAUUUGCACUUUGGAGGGAGAUCCCAAAGUUCCAUUCUGUGAAUGAUGGCCCCUUGUCCUGGGCCGGUGACUUUCCCCUGAUGGGAAGGGGUCUUGGGCCAGAGGAAGGUGCUGCCAUUUCCGGAGUAGAUCCAACCCAGGGGUUCUUUGAAGGAAGACCCACUGAUUUCAGUUUCCAGGCACAAGGUUUUGGGGCUUUCCCCCCCGAAAUGCUGAAUUGGAUCAUGAAAAUCCUCUAAAAAUACAAAUGUUCAUUCUUCUGUCGUCGUUACCCGUGUUGUUUCGCUUCUUUGGCCUUGUUGUUUCAGGGUCAUUUUUUGGAUUCUCAUUUCAUAGAUGAAAUCCUGCCCUGUAGCCAGUCAGUCGGCUAUGUGCCGGCAUCACUGAGAGCCAGUGAAACCGCGUCAGAAUGAGGGCAUUGUAUUGUCGAAGGCUUUCACGGCCGGAGAACGAUGGUUGUUGUGGG
Eublepharis macularius is the source of this 2535-nucleotide messenger RNA. RefSeq names its product zinc finger protein 282-like. Gene Ontology annotation, biological process: regulation of DNA-templated transcription. The coding region runs from base 51 to 1598 and encodes 515 amino acids. The transcript has 9 exons. Lineage: Eukaryota; Metazoa; Chordata; Lepidosauria; Squamata; Eublepharidae. The record is from RefSeq and is a predicted model, not a curated record.